GCUCCUGGCUGGUUGUUCUCAGCUUGGGCUCGUGUAGGCGGCUACACUCGGCGAUUCGCCAAGUGAAUUGUUCGCAGAGAUUGGUUCUCCGCGAGCGAGUCCUGACCUCGUAGACCAUUGGUGUCUGCGGGGGUGUCCUGAAUUUCGUUUGAAGUUUUGUUGAGUCAUUGUCGCUCAUCUGUAACAUCCUCCCUUGAAAAUGGCAUCUGGAUUGCCAAGAAAGACACCGACACCUCGUCUUUUGUCCAGGGAGAGGCUGAAAUCUUUUACUCUGCUUCCCUCGAAGUUCUUGAUGGAGAAGUUUGUCAGCAGGAAGGCCAGCACUGGGGGGAGUAUUCUGCCCAGAAUUGGCCCACCUCGAGACAUGAGAGAGCCUCAUCAAAAGCUGCCAUCAACUCCCCUGAAACAGAACUUGUUUCAGAUUUCCCCACCAGAGGUGGUAUUUCAGAACUUCGUCGCCCAUGAGGUCUCUGAAAUGGUGCUGUCUCUCAUUAAUAAGGACAAGUUUCCUCAGGUGGUGAAGGUCUCCAUGGAGAGCUCACCUUAUUUCCAGCUUGUGUCCUCCAACAAUGCGUACCGUGUCACGACGCCGCGUGUGCCUGUCCACGUGCGCAUCCGCUUCACCCCUGACGAGAACACGGAUUAUGUCCAUGAGCUCAUCUGCAUCACUGCAAGGGAAAGGAUAGUUGUGCCAAUUCGGGCUAUUGGUGCCAAAGCUAUCCUGGACUUCCCUGACCAGCUGGACUUCUCCAAGUGUCCGGUCAAGUACAGCAGCCAGAAGACUCUGGUGGUCCGUAAUGUCAGUCACCGGGCAGCUCGUUACCAGCUGAGCACCCAGAGUCCUUUCUUCGUGGCUCCGGCCAAGGGAACUCUGGGCGCUGGUGACAGCAUGCAGGUGACAGUGGGAUUUCACCCGCUGACGAAUGGUGAUCAUUCCGGGUCCCUGUGCUGCAACAUCGGUGAAGAAAGUAUCCACACAAACCUCCAUGGAGAAGCUGUAGAUCUCAACAUUGGGUUGAGCACAAAUUCCGUGGAGGUGGAGAAGACUUUCAUCACCAUGUCAAACCACACAACCAUGUUCAUCAAAAACAGGAGUAACAUCACAGCCCACUUCCAGUGGAAGACUUUUCUUGAUGAGGAAGACGAGAAUGAAGUGAAGAGGAGGCAGUGUCAUUUGCUGCACGUGCCAAGUGAGGUGUGGCUGGAAACCUUAAUGGAGGAGGAAAAAAUACGGAAGGUGAAGGGCUUUUGUGAAGAUCGCAUUGCUCUCCUGAGGAACAUGGUCCAAGAGGAGGUGGCAAAGGUGCAAGAAGACCCUAUGCUGUUCUCCAAUGACAUUUUUUUCAUUGAGCCAGUGGAGGGAGAAAUUGAGCCAAAUGGUUGGGCUGAAAUCAAGGUGACCUUCAAGCCCCUAGAGGCACUGAAGUACCAAAGUAUGGCUUACUGCAACAUCUCAGGCCUUGAGAGCAGGCUGCCCCUGUGCCUCAGAGGAGAAGGCCAAGGACCCUUGGUUAAACUCAGCUGUCAUACACUGAACCUUGGGAACAUUUUUGUCAACACCCGCCAUGUAUCUGAGGUGAAGCUGAUUAACCAAGGAGCUAUUGAUGCUCCCUUCACCUGUAUCCCGUCAACUGCAAACACGGGCUUCUGCUUCAAGUUUGCACCUGAGGAGGGCAUCAUUGCACCAGGUGGGAUCCAGACUAUUCAGAUCUCCUUCAAUGCCACCGUGCUGGGGAUGUUUGAGGAAGAAUUCCAGUUCAGUGUGGCUGGAUCUCCUACGCCUGCCAUCCUGACCAUCAGGGGGUGUGUCGCUGGACCAACUUUACACUUCGAUGUCGAUGAGCUCAGCUUCGGGGACAUCUCCUUUGGCUUUCCCUACACCAAGAGCUGUCGCCUGACUAACACCUGCCCGGUGCCCGUGACGUUCAAGCUCCGCAUGUCAGACGAUGGCACGCAGCCUGCUGUGAAUAGCUGUGAUCAAAUACACAGCGACAGUGACCCAUCCUGGACGGAGGGAAUUAAUUUUUAUGUGGAGCCAAGGGAGUUUACAAUGAAUCCCAGCCAAGGGAUCAUCCUUCCCCAGGGACACCAGGAUAUCGAGGUGACCCUGUGUUCCAACACCGUGAUGGAUUUCUACCGGAAAAUGCUGGUGGACCUGGAGGGUAUUGGCGAGGGAGUGGCAUCACUGACCAUCACAGCCAGGUGUCUUGUUCCUGAGCUGCAAGUGUACCCCCAAAUCCUGCUGUACGAUGAGUGCCAGCUGAAGGUGCCAUACCAGAGGAAGUUCCUCAUUGCAAAUAACACCGCCCUUCCCGGCUGCUAUGGGCUUAUUCCCCAGCAACGCGAGGAGGACUCUCCUGUGUUCUACUCCAGCCCCAAACCCUGUGGGAUUGUCCAGCCUCACAGCAUUGCAGAGAUUCCGGUUAUAAUUGAAGUCCAAACACUGGGCGAGCAUCGCACCAACGUUCUUGUCGGCGUGUUCGGGGAUGAGAGAAACCCACUGAGACCAGAUUUACGGAGCUCUGGACAGCUGGCAGAAAUCUACCCAAGUCCAAGGCUGAUAGAGUUUGGCAGGAUCCCAGCGCUACAGCCUACUUCACGAAGCUUUACCCUCUUCAACGAAGGUCUUGUCCCUACAGACUUCAGGCUAGAGAUUGCUUGCAAACCUCACUGCUAUGCCAUUGAACCCAGAGAAGGAGUGAUCCCCGCUAGGGGUGAUGUGCCUGUGACUGUCACAGCAACCCUGGAUGACACUGGGCUUUUUGCUGACAAUAUCCAGCUGUUCCUUGGGAACAGCCUUUGGACCUCCUGUGUGCUGGUGGCUUUGGGCACUGGCACCACAAUUGUCAUAGACAAGCCAUUUGCGCCAGAUCUCAACCUAGGAUACCAAUUCAGCCACCUUCCCUGUAUUCAUCGGUUCAAAGUAACAAAUGGGGGCCGCCAUUUCCAUCGGCUCUUCUGGAGCGUGGGAUGCUGCAGCCCACCUGAGGAGGAGGGCCAGGGCAUCUCAGCCCUCCGUAGCCCUAAAGAUGAUUACCAGAGCCCCAAAAGUGCCACCCCCGUGUUUGGGCUGGAGCCACUGUUGAAGGACCUGCAGCCAGGCGAGUCUGUGGACAUGGUGCUGCGAGGCUUCUCCCGCAUCCCGCAGGAGGUGCAGGAUUAUGUGUUGUGUGAAGCUGUCAUUGGGACAACCAGCAAGAAAGAGAAGAUAAUAGAAACUAUAAUUACCUGCGAGUUUAUUCACCCCUCUAUAGAAGCAUCAGCCAGAGAAUUCUCUUUCUGGGUGGAGAAGAAACCCAGUGAUGACCUGACGCUGCAGUACCAGCCUUUGGCUUUAAAAAACACCUGCCUGCUGCCACUGGACCUUAUGCUGGACUUGGAGCAGCCAUUCCUGGUCUGUGAUGAGGACCAGCAGCCCCUCCCAGAUGGCCAGCCUGUGACAGUGGAUGUCGGGGAGACCUGUCAUCUCUACAUUGCGUUUGAUCCAGCCUAUGAGCUGGAUUUUAAGAGCUGGAAAAAAGAGAGGGUUCUGAAGAUAGACAUGGUCAGGGGCCAUCCUUUUGUGGAGCGUAUCACCCUUCGGGGAGAAGUCCACUUCCCAAAUCUCCAAAUCCAGCCCAGCACCCUGGAGUUUGGCUGCAUCGUGGCUGGCACUGAAGAAGUGCGUUCUCUGGAGAUCACCAACCGCAGCCCACUUCCUGUCAAGUACCGCUGGUCAUUCCAUUCAGACAGCCAGGUGAACAACUUGAGAUAUGAGCUUUACCUACCUAAAUUCAAACCCCAACCACCAAAGGAGAAGAGAACCUGUUUGGAUUGCCCAGCAUCUCGAUGGAGACACUUCAAGAUUAGAAAUGCGGAGGAGGCAGUCACAGCCCCGAAAGAAUCACAGGAUCUUGCCCAAUCUUUAGGAGCAGAGGUGCCACCACAAACUAGUGGAGGGCAUUACGUCCCACUAGGGUUGGCAGGAUUCAGGUGCUCCGUGGACAUACCGCACACUCCUCUUGAAGCAGAGAAGGCUUUCAGUAUCGUGCCAGUGUCAGGUGUGCUGCAGCCGGGAGAGAGCCAGCAGGUCUCCUUCACCUUCUCUGGCCACCUCAACACCAUCUGCAAUGUCACGGCGCUGUGCCACGUGGAAGGAGGCCCCACCUACGAGGUGGUGGUGACCGGAGAGGCCUCACGUGUCAGCUACUCCCUGAGCUCCCGGGAGAUCAACUGUGGCUCUCAGAUGUUUAAUGAAAUUGGUCACAGCAUGAUCACCCUGGCGAACACUGGCAAGAUUGAAUUCAACUGGGUGCUAAAGCCUAGCACUGCCGACCAGCGUCUGCCUGGCGUGUUUCUGGUCAAGCCCACCACUGGCUCCAUUGCACCUGGGGAGAAGCAAGUGCUGAAAUUCUCUUACAUGCCAGGAUUACCAGGAGCCUUCAGCAGGACUUAUCAGCUUAAAGUGGGUGACCUGGACCUGGAAAAUAUCCUCCUGAAAGGAGAAGCAUUUUUUCCCAUGAUCACUGUGAACCUACCCUGGAACAUCAAAGGAAAUGAAAAAUAUAAGAAGCCUCUGAAACAGCUUGUAAAACCCCUGUGUCAAUACAGUCAGAGGAAUAAAUCAGUUGUUCAGAAGAAGACUCAGAGCCUGAAGACCAAGACCUUGAAAUCUCAGACCCCGACGACUCAAACCUUGAAGACUCUGAUUCCAAAGACUCGGAACCUGAAGCCCUGCGUGCCUGGCUCUGGCACCGUUCCAAACACUCAGCUACAGAUAAACACUGUGAGGAUGCUGAUAGAGAAGGCUUCUCUGGAGCUGCAGCAAAAGCGCAUGUACUAUCCCCUGAAGAGCAGGUUCCCUGACAAGGAGCUGUGCCAGAGUCUUGUCAAAGUUGAGCUGCCCGAGUAUGUCCUGGACAUGGGCACUGUCCAUAAGGGUUACACUGAGAUAAGAACUCUGGAGAUCACCAACCCUGGGCAGAUCCCAGUGUCCUUCCAGGUUGAUCUGUCUGUCCUGCAGGACACAGGUUUCAGCGUGGACCUGGACGAGGUGCAGAGCCUGCCCCACAGCUACACCAAGACGUUUGACGUACGCUUUGAAAGUGCCUGGCGGCCGCAGGGUGAUGUGAAUGUGCUGCUGCCCAUAGAGGUGACAAAAGGCCCCACGUAUAACAUCCGCCUCCAUGCCACUGUGUCUGAAAUGUCGCUCGAACUCUCCAAGAACAGACUGCACUUCUCUGACGUCCUCGUUGGGCAGUGCCAGGUCGAGACCAUCCGACUCUACAACUGUUACCGAGUACCCUGCAAAUGGUCCAUCAAGCGUGUUCCGAAGAGCAAUCACCUCAAAUACAUGACACCAGCUGUACGUCAGAAGCGGCAGGCGCUGGAGGAUGAGCCCUGUCCCUUUGAAGUGACGCCCUCCAAAGGAACCCUUGGUGCAGGAAGAUGGCAGAACUUGCAAAUCCGGUUUACACCCAAGGAGGAGAGGUCUUACAAGAAUGAACUGAAGCUUAACAUUUGUGGGAGCAGCAGUCACUUAAAGCUGCACCUCUCAGGAGAAGGUCUGGAGCCACGGUUGGAGUUCAGCCCCCCAGCACUAAAGAUGGGAUGGGUGCUGGUGGACAGCGAUGGGGUGGAGGCCACAGCAGUGGUGAAGAACCCAUGCAACUUCCCCAUUGAGUUUUACUCCCUGGAUUUUGAUGAGCAGUACCUUGAGGAGAAGAUCCUGCGGAUGGCAGUGAGGUCUGAGUAUCAAAAGAGCUUUUUUAUGCCUCCAUGUGCUGUGGGUGAGACGCUGUCCCCAGAGGGGCUGGAGGACCAUGAAGCACAAAAGACGACGAAGGCCCAACAGGCAGAGCUCAAGGCCAUGGCAGAGGCCACGGCGGGGGCUGAGGCUGAGGCCAAGGGCAAGGCAGCAGCAGCACAUCGCAGGACUCUCACAUUCUGUCCUGAGUCCAUGCUGAAAGUGACUGGCAGUCCCAUCUCUCGGGCUGUCAUGCGCCACCUGGGCAUUGACCCGUCUUCAGAGAGGCGUGAAGCGCAGCAGCACAGAGGGAUUGUUGUCAUCCUCCAUGGGCCACCCCGGACAGGAAAGACAGAGAUAGCAGCAGGCCUGUGUCAGUAUUAUGAUGCUGCUUACGUGUCCAUUGACACCGUGGUGAAAGAGGCCAUGGCCAACGAUGGGAGCCCAGCAGGGCUCUGUGCCCGGGAGCUCUGCACUAAGGCUGCCAUGGAGACAAAAGGCAAAGACAAAGGUAAAAAGUCUCAGCUCACUGCUCAGACCAAGAAUAAACAAGCCUUUGGGGAAAAACUCAACAAGAAGGAUGCCAAAGGCAAGAACCCUCCAGCACAAAAGAAGGAGCCAGCCAGCAAACCCAACAUAAAGGACACCAAGUUCACAGUUUCCACUGCUCCUGCGCCGCAGCAGCUGAACAUCAGCAGCAGUCAUGGGGAAGAGCUGAACUGCUUGAGCUGUGUGCUGCCCGAGGACCUGCUGGUGGACAUCCUCAGUGAGAGGCUGAAGUGUAAAGACUGCUACAAGGGAGUGGUCUUUGAUGGCUUGGAAAGCCUCUUUGCAAGCAGCCUGGAAUCUUCUCUGCUCUGUGUACUCAGAGCUGUCAAGAAUUGUCAUCAUAUCUACAUGGUGAACCUGCAUCAGGAUUAUGCUUCUUGGAAAGCCAAGGAUGAAGCUAAAAGAAAGAGGGAGGAAGCUGAAAGAGAGAAGGAAGAACCGCAGCAGGAAAAAGCUAUUCAGAGGAACAUAAAACAUGUCUUGCAAAUGGAUGAGGACGAGUAUGACACCCUCCCUGAGGAGAAAAAAUCAGAAGUGGAUAAAAUAAUACUGGAAAUGAAGAGUACACAGAUGGAGGGGGAGCUGAAGCAGCUGGCUCAAAAGCUUGAGGAGGAGUCAAAAGCCUUAGAGGAGGAAGAGAGGCAGAAGGAGGAAGAGAAGCAGAAGGAGGAAAAUAAGGGUGUCUCCAUGGGGAAGCAGCCUGCAAAACCAGAGAAUAAGGAAGCCGAAGCCCCAGAGAAUAAGGAAGCCGAAGUCCCAGAGAAGAAGGAAACAACAAUCCCAGAGAAGAAGGAAACAAAAAUCCCAGAGAAGAAAACCAAAUCCCCAGAGAAUAAAGAAACAAAAAUAUCAGAGAAGGACACCAAAGCCCCAGAGAGGAAGGAAGCAAAAAUCCCAGAGAGGAAGGAAACAAAAAUCCCAGUGAGGAAGGAAACCAAAGCUCCAGAAAAUAAGAGAACAGAAAUCCUAGAGAAGAAGGAAACCAAAGUCCCAGAGAAGAAGGACACCAAAGCCCCAGAGAGGAAGGAAGCAAAAAUCCCAGAGAGGAAGGAAACCAAAAUCCCAGAGAAGAAGGAAACCAAAUCUGCAGAGAAGAAGGAAACAAAAAUCCCAGUGAGGAAGGAAACCAAAGCCCCAGAGAGGAAGGAAGCAAAAAUCCCAGAGAGGAAGGAAACAAAAAUCCCAGUGAGGAAGGAAACCAAAGCUCCAGAAAAUAAGAGAACAGAAAUCCUAGAGAAGAAGGAAACCAAAGUCCCAGAGAAGAAGGACACCAAAGCCCCAGAGAGGAAGGAAGCAAAAAUCCCAGAGAGGAAGGAAACCAAAGCCCCAGAAAAUAAGAGAACAAAAAUCCCAGAGAAGAAGGAAACCAAAGCCCCAGAAAAGGGGGACUUCAAAGCCCCACAGAAGAGGGGAACCAAAGCCCCACAAAAGAGAGGAACCAAAGCCCUGGAGAAGGGGGGAACCAAAGCCCCGGAGAAGAAAGAAACCAAAUCCCCAGAGCAGGGGGAAGCUGAAAUCCCAGAGGACUCAGCUGAGGUGGAGAAGAACUUGAUCCUGAGGUUUCAGAUCUAUGAGUCAUCACAGCAGAACAUCGCAGAGGUUUUCUCCUACUGGGACAGGGUUCAGGGUACCGUGCAGUUACCUGUGAUCCAAAAGGGAAACAAAUCCCAGCCUUCAGGUGAAAACAAAGGUCUAAAGAAGACCAGUAAGCCUCAGGAGAAGGUGAAGAAGCCUGAACAUGAACAUGGAGGCCAAAGGAGUCUUCAGUCAUCUCAGCUGGAGAUGCAAAGCGAAGUUGCAGAGGGGGCAGUCAGAGACGAGCAUGUCGGGGUGCCAUGCCUGGACAUCCAGGUCUCAGAUCCGAAGGCCAUGAUCGGGGAGAUCCUGAGGGAUGGGACGUUGCCAACGGAUGACGAGAUGCUGAAACAUCUGGGACUGCAUCCCGACGGGCCUCCCCUGCCCCCUGCUGCUGUGCUCUCCAUAGUCGAGUACCCAGAGGAGUGGCUGGCCUCUGCAGAGCGCGUGGAGCCCUUCACCAUUGUGGCACCGGGAGGUGCUGCUGUGGAAGACAGUCUGGCCAAGGCCCCUGAUGUGAAGGGCAGUUCUGCUGAGGGCCGACCAAAGACAGGUAAAGCAGCCAGCAGAGACAGCUCUGCAAAGGAGAAGCAGAUCUCCACACAGAGAGCAGAAAGUCCCCGGGAUUCCUCUGCAACAGGAUUCAAAAGUACGCUGGAAAGUGCCUCAAACCCCACAGAAUUCCUCAGGCUGAAACGGUACCGGUGGAUAGUGCCUGCCCACGGUGAGGUGGAACUGAAGGUCCACUUCUCCGCCAAAAAGCCAGGGAAGUUUGAGCAGACACUGAGGUUUGAGCUCGUGCAGACAAAGCGCCAGUACGAGCUGCCCUGCCGUGGCACCGGCCUGUACCCCAGCAUCAGCCAGAACCCACGGCUGGUGUUUCCACAAUGGAGGGAGACCAUGGAGGCAGAUGACAUCGUCUUCAAGGAAUACGUUGAGAGCACAAAGCAAUUCCACUUUGGGCCGCUGCUGUGUGGGAAAUCAAGAGACUGGUACGAGGCCCAUAAGUGUCCCGGCAACUUGGAGAAUUUAACCAUCCUCAACAACUCCCCCAUGGACGUAGAGGUCCAGUUCUCCUUUGAGAAUGAUGGGGAAGCAGAGACAUUCCUUUUGGACCCUCCCAGCAUGGCACUGAAACCAGAGGAGAAGCAGGAGCUGACCAUUUGGGCAUACCCCACUUCCCCUGGCUUCCUGGAAGACAAACUCAUCUGCAGCAUUGGGAAGAACCCGGACCCAGUGGUCUUCUGCCUGUGCUGCCAUGGGGUGCACAUGAAGCUGGAGGUCAGCCCCCUGGAGCUGUCUUUUGGCAAGCUGCUUCUGCACAGGACUGACAGCAGGACCUUGGUCCUGAAAAACAACACCCAGCUGCCCAUGGCCUGGCAGCUCAAUGGGCUGGAUGACUUUGUUGAGGACUUCUCCUUGUCCCAAGAUAAAGGCACCAUUAAUGCCCACUCAGAGUUUGAAGUGGCAGUGCAUUUCAAGGCCGGGCAGAUUGGCAGCAUUGAGAAGACCCUCCGACUAGAGGUUUCAGAUGCAGAAAACAUUGUGGGAAUUGUUCAAGCUGAAAACAUUGAAAUCUCUGCAGAGGUCUAUGACAUUUCUCUGAGCCUCGACAUGCCUGAAGGUCCAGAUGGAAGCUUGGAAUUUGGAACCAUUAAUGUCCUGGAUAAUGUGAAGAAAGUCCUGAGUCUGAAGAACAAAGGGGUAUACAACAUUGAGUACAGUUUCACGCUGAAGGGUGCAGGUCCCACGAUGCAAGACUUGGCAUCCUACUUCACUGUUGAGCCUCAGUCAGGCAUGCUGACUGCCUCCCAGCCUGGUGUGAAUAUUGAGAUGCUCUUCCACCCCACAAGUGAAAUCCUCCUCAAGAACAAGCCCAUCCUGUACUGCCAGGUGAUAGAUGCCAGCUCAGGUGAAGGAGGCCAGGCUGUCGCCAACAUCCCAGUGAAGGUGUCAGCAAAAGCUGAGUACAGCAAGUACAGCAUUGAGCCUGCCUCACCCACCGACUUUGGUACCAUGAUCAAGGGCACCAAGAAGACCCGGACUGUUGUGCUGAAGAACAAAGGCACGCUCAACUUCAAAUUCCACAUCCACCGAGCACCCAAGGAGGCAUCUGUAUUGGAAAGCAAAAGUUCAAAGCAAGGGGAAUCUGCUCCAUUGGCUACAAAGUUCUCAACAGGAAAGAAAUCAAGCUCCUCAACACAGGGUCACCUCAAUCUUGGCAUGUUCACGGUGUCCCCCUGCUCCGGCUCCAUCGGUCCCUGGGGCCAGCAGCUGAUUACAGUGGAAUGCCUCGCAGAGCAGGAGGGGACAUGUGAGGAGCAGCUCUACAUUGACAUCCUGGGCAGAGACCCCAAGGACAAUCCCCUCGGCAUUCCCUUUACCUUGAUUGCCGAGUCCUGCGUCCCAGCACUUGUUGAAGAUGUCACGUUAAUCUUCAAGGAGUACCCGAUCUGCAGCAGCACCGACCUCAGCCACAAAUUGCAGUCGGUGAAAGGCACUGGCCUGUUCAUCAGAGAUGAGAACAAAUUCAUCUUCAACAAGGUUCUGGUUGGGCAGGAGGCUGAAGCUCAUUUCAGUAUCUACAAUGCAAGCCAUCUGCCAUGUGGUGUGGUCCUCUCCAUCAACCCCCUGCCUGGAGAGGAACAAAUCCCUAUCAAAAACAUUUUCAAGUUGGAUCCAGUCAAGAUGUCCGUUCCCGUCUCAUCCUGUGCUGUUGCGAGGGUGACCUUCACCCCACCAGACGAGCAGAACUACGACUGCACUUUCAAGGCUUCCCUUGUCAUCCCAAAAGGCUCUGCAGAAAUUGAACCCCAAACCCUGACCUUCACCAUCAGUGGGAAGGGGCACGAGCCGCAGCUGACAGUCGUGCGCCCGAGCGCUCGCAGCAAGAGGGGAAACGCCGUGCUGCGCUUCAAGAGGCUCCGGCUGGGGGAUUCAGAGACACUGCCCCUGGUCAUCCGUAACAACGGCAGCAUACCUGUCAAGUUUAUGUUACACCUGGAGGAUAAGCAUGGAGCAUUCUUCUUGAAAGGCAGGGCCUCCACACUCAGGAUAUUCCACGCUGGAGAUGUGGAAGAGGACUCCGUUGGAAACGAGAGCAAGCCCCCGAAGAAGCCUUUCUUCUUUCUGCGUUGCGGGCAAUUGACAGAGUUUGAUGUCAUUUUCAAACCUACCCUGGCUCAACGUCUGGAAGGGAAGAUUUGUCUGUUAGUGGAGGACAUCUGCAUGAACCUAAUAGAGCUGGUGGGUGAAGGCCACAAGGAUGAAUUCACCCUCAGUGGAUUAGAGGAAGACACCCAGGAGAGGAAUGCUACGAGCAGUCUGAAGAAAGACAUCAUUGAUGCUGUCAGAGUGAAUCACAUCCAGUUUGGGAACUGUCCUGUUGGGAAGGGCUGCCGCAGGACCUUUACCAUCACCAACCACACCCGUACGAAGGUCAUGCGCUUUGAGUGGGAGGCAGACGCCCCAUUCCAGUUCUCCCCCAAGGUGGGACACCUCCAUCCUGGCUGUGCCAAGGGCAUCACAGUGACCUUGAAAUCAGAUGUCUCAGCCACCUUCAGGAGGCACCUUGUGAAAUGUAAGGUGACCAAGAUCAACUUUGAGCUGCCACGAAGGAAGGUUCCUGACUGGGAUGACCAAAUGUCCAUUGUCACGUGGAAGGAUACCACCAGGAAAGACCUGGCAGCCAGGUGGCCUAAAAAAGAGAAGGUGAUCAAGACAGUCCCAGAACCGGCUCACACUGUGGUGGAGGAGAGCAGCCAGGAGGCCGAGGUGUACCUCAGUGCCGUUGUUGUCUACGCCCAGUUCAAGCUGAACACGGUCAUGGUUCAGUUCAAGGAUACCCGGCCCUUCCAGACAAGGACAACCACUUUCAGGCUAUGCAACACGGGGAAGGUAGCCCUGGAAUACUCCUGGGAGAAAGCUGCAGACAGUGAAGCAGUGAAGGAGCCAUUCUCAACUGCUCUGAUGCGUCCGUGCCUCUCUGCUACUCUAAGGCGUUGCAGAAAGCUGCUGCAUCAUUUUAGGUGGCAGCAGGAGCAUCCUUUUAAAACUCAUCUUUUUGAGCUGCAGCGGCUGCAGCUGCAGCAGCAGCAGUAUUACAAGCAGCAGCUGCAGCAGCCUGAGCAGCAGGACUGUUCCAAGAAGCUACUCUACUCAAAGCGUGUCGGUUCCUCCCUGGAAAUCUUCCCAGAUGUCAUUCAUGGCCUGCCACUGUUCUCCAUCAACCCCUACCAUGGCAUCCUUGCUCCUGGCCAGAAGCAGACCUUUCAUGUGCACUUCUCCCCGAGGUGCACGGGGAUGUUUCAGACCACCAUACUGUGCAGGAUUCCUAACCUGAAGCCAGCUCAGAAGAUGGGGCAGGUGAUUGUGAAAGGCAGAUCCCAGGAGCAGAAGAGUCUUGGUGAACCAUUACAGCAGACAGAGAAAGGCCAGGGACCCAAGAAGGAGGUGCUCAGGAAACCAACACCCGAGGGACAGCAUUUAUGUCAGCUGGAGUAUCUGGCAGGAGCUGGCAACACUGUGCCUUCUGCUGCUCAUGGUCUCCCACCCUUCACCGGAGACCUCUGCAGCUACCCUUCCAAGCUCCAGUGAACACAUCUAUCUUUUAAUUACCUACAUUAAUUAACUACUUGUUCAUUAGAUUGAUAGUUAAUUGACAAUUAAUAAUUGUCAAUUAAUUGUUAAUUGUUAAUAAACAACCGUUAAUAAAUU
Molecule: messenger RNA, 12565 nt
Organism: Vidua macroura (Pin-tailed whydah)
Lineage: Eukaryota; Metazoa; Chordata; Aves; Passeriformes; Viduidae
Product: hydrocephalus-inducing protein homolog
Exons: 67
Coding region: 200-12445 (4081 amino acids)
Biological process (GO): cilium movement; axonemal central apparatus assembly
Cellular component (GO): axoneme
Source: RefSeq, a predicted model, not a curated record